UUGAUAAACCCUGUUGACUACUGGUGUUAGUAAAGUUAAUCGAACGAAAUCUGAGGAUGGGAAAUGAGACGAAGACCAAUGGCGGUGCUGCGGCGAGUUUGGCCGGAGGCGGAGGAGGAUUCAGAGCUAAAAUGGAACAUUACGUUUACAGUGGUGAAAAGAAGCACGUCAUCGUUGGGAUCGGAAUCGUCUCGCUCAUCUUCGGAGUUCCUUGGUAUCUGAUGACUCAAGGGUCAAAGCAUCAAUCUCACCAAGAUUACAUGGACAAGGCUGAUAAAGCUCGGAAAGCACGUCUCUCAUCGUCUCCAUCAUCUAACAAGUAGUCUGUCUUCAAGUAUGGAGUCACUGCCACACAUGUUUAAAAACUCAGUAUAAGAUGUUUAAAAACUCAGUAUAAGAUCUCUGAGGUUUUGUGGUUUAGAUUACCAAAGUCAUUCUCAUUUUCUUGAAUUUGUUUUUAAGCACCAUGUUUGGUUAUCCGUUUCUAAAUAAAAAGAUCAAGAUUCUAUCA
Molecule: messenger RNA, 511 nt
Organism: Camelina sativa (false flax)
Lineage: Eukaryota; Viridiplantae; Streptophyta; Magnoliopsida; Brassicales; Brassicaceae
Source: RefSeq, a predicted model, not a curated record